GCGAAAAGCUCCGGAGAAGAAAAAAUUUCCCGGUCCCCGGUUUCAAUCAACGUGUCGGGGUAGAUAUUCUCGAGCUAAGCCGAUUUUUUUUUACGAUCAUGGCUGGAAAAACGAAGAAGGAGGUUUUGCAACGACCGGAGGUCACCGAGCGAAAUCAUGCCGACCAGGACGGCAUCGUCGAUCCGGAAAGCUGCAUCAAGCAUCCGCUGCAAUUCCAUUGGACGCUCUGGUAUCAGGAACCGGAUAAGGAAAAAUCGUGGGGAGGCAACCUGAAGGAGGUGGCCACCGUCGGUGCCGUUGAGGACUUCUGGAAAUUAUGCAACCACAUCAAGAGCCCGUCGGACCUGAAGACCGGGGGCGAUUGUUCGCUGUUCAAGCAGGGCAUCCGCCCCAUGUGGGAAGACGAGAAGAAUUUCCGCGGCGGCCGGUGGGUGAUCAACGUGCCCCGGCAGCAGCACCACGAGUUGGACGAAUAUUGGCUGGAUACGAUAUGGUGUCGAAUUGGCGAGGUUUUCGAUGAUCCUGAAGAAAUUUGCGGUGCCGUCGUGGAUGUUCGCCCGAAGAUGAAUAGAAUUGCGAUUUGGACCUCCACUGUCAUGAACCGGGACGCGCCGAUGCCGGAGAAAGCUGUAAGUCGAUUUCUUGCCAUAUUCGAACCAUAAAUUGUAAGAGGAAGGUUGGGUAAAUUUGUUGCCAGAAAAUUAAAAACACGAUAAACUAAAUCUUACAUUUUUUAUUAUUAUGGGCAACCGAAAGCCUAGUUUUUUUUUUCAUCACAAAUGGCGCCCAACUAAAUCGAACCACUUUUGAUUAUUAGUUCGACAAAUUUUUGAAACUUAGCGUCUAGUUACAAUUAUCAUUGUUAUUAGUAUUAGAUAAUUGAUUAUUAUUGCGAUUACUUAAUUAUUGCUCUUCUUGUUUAUCAUAUCAUUUUGCUGUAUUAUCAUCAGUAUUGUUUUGUUUGUUCAAUACUGUAUUUCAUAUUUAGCUGGUUUUAAUCCGUUUCAAGAUCAUGAACAUUCGGGCACAGAUGUCAAGGGGGUUGCUAAGGAAACAUCAAAAGGAACGCGAUCUGGAGGCGCGGUAUAACCUCUAUUCCGGGCCCUUGGCAAUUAAGAGGAUUAAAUCCCUCUUUUCCUAAGACAUCCGUUGCUUCUAGAAAAACCAGUAAUUGUGUUUAGUCCUCACUGUAAGAUCAGAGUCAUUUUUUUUCAAUGACUACAAGAUUUUAAUUGAUUGUUUUGCUGCUUAGGAGGAAGUCUUAAUAGUUUGGUUUCAGGAGUCGAAGGAAUUUUUACCGGGUCUGCUGGUAUAGAUUGACAUCAUUUGCCAAGAUAUGUUGGCGUUGAGUUUCGUCUUUAGUUUUAGUUUAAUCUUUGCCAUAAUUCGUUGGCGUGAAGAUAUUUUUGCCAAGAUUCGUUGGCUUUGAGUUUAUUAUGAUGUGUUUAUGUAUUAUGUAUUUAUGUAUUAAGUUUUAGACACCUCUGCAGUAGGUGUUACGCUUCCGAGGUAUGCUCGGAAUGUAGUUGAUCAUUCUUUUUCCUUCGAACUCCUUGUGGCGUGCUUAUGAAAUUUUCAUGGAUUGCUGUCACAAUCCAUGAAAAUUUCUACCAAAGCAGCAAUGUUGUGUUACAUUUGAAUUUUGAUUAGUUUGAGCAAUGAUAUGAAAGAGCAAU
This is a messenger RNA of Uranotaenia lowii, 1676 nucleotides long. Its product is annotated as eukaryotic translation initiation factor 4E-like. Gene Ontology annotation, cellular component: eukaryotic translation initiation factor 4F complex. Gene Ontology annotation, molecular function: RNA 7-methylguanosine cap binding; translation initiation factor activity. The transcript has a single exon. Lineage: Eukaryota; Metazoa; Arthropoda; Insecta; Diptera; Culicidae. Bases 99 to 662 code for a protein of 187 amino acids. The record is from RefSeq and is a predicted model, not a curated record. Gene Ontology annotation, biological process: translational initiation.